GGAAGCUUCGAGGUUCGGGCCCAGCUGAUGACAAGUGGGAGAAGGGAGGUACCUCCCUCCCACACCUGCCACGGCCGCCACCCUCGGACUGGCCACAUGGAUCGAACUUCCAACUGGCUGCAUUGAGCAAAGCCCUCAACUUGCAAAGCUGACUGGCUGCCCAAAAAAUUCCCAUAAUAUUAUCCCUGCCCGCAUUUGCUGCCACCACCCGAUCUUCAACAAAAAAAAAAGAAAGAAGGAACACUCACAUACCACACAUACCACAUCAGCGAACAACCACCCCACCGACGGACACGAUUCCAGCAAUUUUGCCCAGAGACAUUUUGGCUUUUUGGAUUCUUGCUCACUUUCCUCCUCCCAUCACUCUGCUGCCCCUUUUCUCUGUCUUGCUCGCCGCCGCAUUCGGCCCCUUGAAGACUCGUCAGCUUUGCCCACCCUCGCCCUGGCUUGUAUCCCCUCGCGAUUUGGACGCGAGGAGAGGCCUCUCGCUGUUAUCUACUCAAGAAGACACGAGGGAUAUUCCCUCAGUCAGGUUUUGGCAAUGGCCUCGUCAAAGGAAAUGCAACAAACCUCCAGGCCAUUGACGCAUCGUCCCCCGAUAUCCUCACAUUCGAACGUCGCCGGGCUCCCAGGUCGGCAAUCGCACUCGAGAAACAACUCCCACUCGAUACUGGGCAGCUCGCUCAAUGCAACCCACCGUAUAACACGCCGGAAGAGCAUGACGAACACGGCCGCCAACGUCGCAGCCGUCGCGGCCGUCAUGGGGGAGGUGGUGGCGGAGGGCAUGGACAAGGCUAUGGCGCUUCCAAUCACUAUAAACAGCGGCCGUCGGAACACUAUGUCGAAAUCGGGCAUCUCGCGCGCCAUGCUCGCCGCCAGCCUCCCGUCACAGCCGCCUGUCGCAGAAGCCGGAACUGUCAAGGCCGAAGGGAAGCCAGAAGGACAAGAUAGUGCAAUCGACGAUGGGGCCUCGACAGACGGAGAGACAACCCUGCAGGAUGGCAGGUUACGCCGAGCCAGUGAUGGCCAGCCCCUUGCCAAAGAGGGCAACAGCAGGAAGAUGAACCGCGUCGAGCUUCGCUGCGAAAAGUGUGGCAAGGGAUACAAGCAUAGCAGCUGCUUGACCAAGCAUUUAUGGGAGCAUACCCCAGAAUGGUCCCUUACCUCCAAGCUGCUCAUCUCGAAGCACCAACAAGUCCAACUCCUCGAGGCCGCGUCCGUGCUGGUCACCAUGAACAACGGCCUCAAUGCCUCGGCAUCGCCUCCGGACUCUACCCGGGACUUCUUCGCCAGUGACCAAGAUUCGGCCUCGCCCACCGCUUCCGGGUACUCGGAUACCCAUAACGACCGGAGCUCGGCCGACACGACCCCUCCGCCGCACAUGGACGCUAUGAGCACGACUGAUGGGUCCUACCGUAGCACGUCGAAGCGGGAUAGCAGCGGAAGCGUCUUUUCUCGCUCGUACCAAUCGGCCCCUUCUGCUAGCUCCCUCGCGAGCAGUGCCCCCAAUGGCUUUGCUUUCAACUAUGGCCAUUUCCGCCAACUUAGCCACGAACACCGACCGACGUCGUCGGGGAAGAACGCAACAGGGCAGGAUGAUCAAGAGUUGGCCGCGGCUGUCGAGCUUCUGAGUUGCAGCUUCGGGAGCAACAAUGGCACCCGCUCCAUGCAGGUGCCUUAUGACGCUCCGCCUGUCCCACCGGUUCCUUCCCAGUAUCUGGACCAGGUUACCGGGAGCAGCUUCAUGACUGCCGGGACAAGCUUCAUCAGCAGCUUCCCCAGGGGCGCCCCCAUGAGCUUCGAGCGUGGAGGCGGCAAGUGCGCGAUGCCACGCCGCGACGGCGCCAUCAAGACUGAAGAGAGUGGCGAUAGCGUCAUGGGAGACGAUGACGACGAUUAUAUGCGAUCGCGCGCUCGGAGCGACGAGGACGAGGAAGGCGUGUUCGGUCGCAUGGAAGAGUAGGGAGGUGGCGCCAUAUCGGCCUCGGUCCCGGUAAAUCUCGGCUCUGAAGGAGGAGCAAGAGACUGCGUGGGCGAGGCGUGGCCCGGCCUGGCCCUGCUUUCCUUUGUAAGUCUAUAGUGAAUACUGUUUCGGAGGUGGUUCGCUCCGCCCCUGGCACUCAGCACCGAAGAGUAGAGCGCGGCGUCGUCCUUGGCUAAAGGAUGGGGCACGCAGCCCUACGAGGUUAAAGUGAGGGUCGGAUGAGAGCGUCGAGUGAACGCCCGAGACAGCCGUUUUUUUUCAAUACAAUCAAAUAUUGAGAGCA
Gaeumannomyces tritici R3-111a-1 is the source of this 2267-nucleotide messenger RNA. RefSeq lists its product as hypothetical. The transcript is spliced from 3 exons. Bases 542 to 1963 code for a protein of 473 amino acids. Lineage: Eukaryota; Fungi; Ascomycota; Sordariomycetes; Magnaporthales; Magnaporthaceae. The record is from RefSeq and is a predicted model, not a curated record.